This is a messenger RNA of Bursaphelenchus okinawaensis, 352 nucleotides long. The record is from the annotation of a GenBank genome assembly. NCBI's taxonomy places the organism in Eukaryota, Metazoa, Nematoda, Chromadorea, Rhabditida, Aphelenchoididae.
AUGGAGAUUUUAGCCAAAAACCCUAUGAAAAGCAACGUGGUGGAGGAGAUUCGAUCCGAUCACCGUGUCAAGAAGGUAAGAUAUUAUCAAAAUUUAAAACUAUUUUUAAGGUUGUAAGCCUGGUCAAGUCGCAAAUUAAGUGUAAAUGCAGAUGCCAAGCGAAGAAACACCGCAACUCGCACAAAAAACUCGAAGACGACGAAGAACACUGCGAAACCAAAAAGACUACGGUAGGUCGCAGGCAGAAUUAUUAGAUUUUUAGGGUAAAUUCAAUAUUAAGAGUGACAUUAGCAUCGCGCCAGUCAAAAAGCCCAGCCAAGAUAAGAUCUUCUUGCUCGAGAACGUUGAUUAA